AGUGUCUGUGUGGAAUAUGAGCAGAAAUCAGGACGCAUUACUGAUCAAGCACAAAGCAAAAGAGGAAGAAAAUUAUUUCAAGUAAACAAACAGACUCAUGUUGAUCAGAAAUGGAUGGGCUUCAGAGAGCAAUACCACUUUCCUAUUGGCUGAAUGAGCUGUCAAUCACAGCCCAAGCGCACAGAGAGAGAGAGAGAGAGAGAGAGAGAGAGAGAACAGACGAGUUGAGAAGUGGCAUGGAGGAGACUCAUAACUACACAGAGCAGCGCAGGAAUGUGAAGACAAUCCGAGACGACAUCCACUGAAGAUUUCCAUGCAGUAAUCAGGGAAAACAUGAGGAAACAACUACACCAAAUCUGUCGUGUUUUUCAGCACAAUAUUUCCACCAUUUCAGCUUUAAUCUCCACUGCUGACUCACUUAACGACUCAUUCCACGAAUCUGAUUCAUUUUGUUCUUAAUCGACACAAUUAUGUGAUUUAACAUGUGUGAGAGAGGAUUCCUUUAAUUCACCACUCUGUGUGUUUAGAGAAAUCUGAAACACACACUAACGCAUGUUUGUGACGUUACAUGACCUCUGAAGAAACGUUCACAGCGUGCAGCUAAUGUGUACGCUCAGUGUACGCUAACAGCGAGGCUAGCUGGUCAAACUCAGUAAUAUUUUAGAUUCAUUAUUCAGAUCAGUUCACUUAACUCAGUUAUAGAUUUGAUUUAUUAAAGAGUCGCUUCAUUUGGCCAGUUUCGGAUCAGGAGACUGAAUUUUAAACUGGAAAAUGACACUGAGACGUUUGAUUCCGUGUUUUCGAUUAAAAAGAAUCAUUUUGUUUGGUGAGUCUCGUUAAACUCAUCAUUAAACAUGGACAUGGACGAGGAGAAGAAGGGCAGCAGCUACCGCAUGCUGAACUGGGAGCAGGUGAAGCGUCUGGACUUCGUUCUCACAGAGUCCAUCCCCAUCCACGGUCGCUGGAGUUUCCCCACACUGCAGAUGAAGCCGAGGGACAUCGUUAAGGCCGUACGCUGCAGAAUGGCUAAGCAGAACAUCUGCGUACGUGAGGUUCGGCUCAACGGUUCGGCCGCUAGUCAUGUCCUGCAUGAGGACAACGGCUUAGGAUACAAAGACCUGGACCUGAUCUUCUGCACCAAGCUAAAAGACGAGCUGGAUUUCCAGACUGUCAAAGACAUCGUGCUGGAUGCUCUCCUAGACUUCCUGCCUGAAAUAGUGAACAAGACUAAAUUAACACCACUCACGCUGAAGGAGGCAUAUGUACAGAAGAUGGUGAAGGUGUGUAACGACUCGGACCGCUGGAGUCUGAUCUCUCUGUCGAAUAACAGCGGGAAGAACGUGGAGUUGAAGUUUGUCGACUCUCUGCGUCGUCAGUUCGAGUUCAGCGUCGACUCGUUCCAGAUCUGCUUGGACUCGCUCCUUCUGUUCUACGAGUGCUCUCUGGAGAACGUCAUGAACGUCUCAUUCCACCCCUCCGUCCCAGCCGAGAGCGUGUACGGCGAUUUCUCUGAGGCACUGGACCACCUGCGGCAGCGUCUCAUCGUCACGCACAACCCUGAAGAGAUUCGUGGUGGCGGUUUGCUUAAAUACUGCCACCUGCUGCUGCGAGGGUUCCACGCCCCGACCCGGCAGGACACGGGAGACUACCGUGACCUUCUGCAGCGAUACAUGUGCUCGCGCUUCUUCAUUGACUUCCCACGAGCAUCUGAACAGCAUCGCAAACUCGAGUCCUACCUGCAGAGCCACUUUGUGGGGCAGGAGGAGUGUAAGUUUGCGUACCUGAGCACGUUGCACAGUGUGGUGCGCGAGAGUAGUGUGUGUCUGAUGAACCGUGAGAGAAGCCGAGUGCUGGAGAUCAUCGCUUCCAUGGCUGUCAGGGCGCUGGCUAAACACAGUGACAUCCCCAGUGUGGAGAAGGUCACCUGCUACUACCAACCCGCUCCGUACGUCAAAGACGGAAACUUCAGUAACUACAGCGUAGCUCAGGUGCAGAGCGUGUACGCCUGUGAAACCGACCAAUCAGGACAGGUCUGGCUGUGUUUGUUUAUCUGAGACACCUGAUAAGAAUAUGUUUUCAUGUUGACCAGUCAGAGUGGAGCUAAGAAUGAAAAGCUCCACUGACCAAUCAAAAGACUUAUUAUGAAGGAGGAAAGAACAAUCAAAGCCAGAACUUUAAGGAAGAUGAAGAAACCAACCAACCAAUCAGAGAUCAGUGAUUGUAUAAUGGACCAAUUAAAUUGCUUUGACCUGAUUUCACCCUUUCUUUGUCAGAUACUGAAAAUGGACAAAGAAUUUUGAUAUUUGGUUUCCUCUCAGGUAUCCAGUCAUGAACCAGGAACCAGGAUCUGAGGAUGACAUCAGAACCGAGUGAGCAGCACCAACUCACUGUGGAUUACUGAGUCUGAGGGAUUUUUAUUUUUCAUUUCUGACAUAAAAGUUAUGAUGAAGAAUUCAAGUCCACACCUUUCUGGCUGUAAAACCAAAACAUUUUUCAUAAAUUACCACUUAUGUGUGUGUGUGAGAGAGAGAGAGAGAGAGAGA
Messenger RNA from Silurus meridionalis, 2543 nucleotides. Its product is annotated as terminal nucleotidyltransferase 5A-like. The record is from RefSeq and is a predicted model, not a curated record. Bases 855 to 2054 code for a protein of 399 amino acids. The transcript has 3 exons. Gene Ontology annotation, biological process: mRNA stabilization. NCBI's taxonomy places the organism in Eukaryota, Metazoa, Chordata, Actinopteri, Siluriformes, Siluridae. Gene Ontology annotation, molecular function: poly(A) RNA polymerase activity; RNA binding.